GCAGGAUCUAUGAUAUCUCUUUCCGCUAUGACUAUCCCCAUUCUCUUGGAGACUACAACUGAUGCUUUCCAGCUCCUUUGUCAGUGGACACGCGUGUAUUACUACGGGCAUCAUGUACUCCUGGGUAUAGCGAUUUGGACUUUUUUGUCGUACACUUUGGUAUGUUUCCGAAGGCGUAAAGCUGUAACGUCAAAACUAUGGCAUCUGCUUGCAGUUACCGUUCUCUCAACUGUGAGCAUCAUCCUAUUCACUCUGCUCAUCAUGAAACAUACGAAUGGAGAAAUUAUUCCGUAUGGAAUACAUGACGAGAAUGAUUCGGUCGGGAGAGCCCAGGGACCUAGAGAACUUGUCGUUUCGUGGGGUUUUAUGCACGCUGUGAGAUCUACAUUCCCUUUGGUUGGCGCUAUUCUUGGUGUUUUCUCCACAUCGUGA
Molecule: messenger RNA, 432 nt
Organism: Bipolaris maydis ATCC 48331
Lineage: Eukaryota; Fungi; Ascomycota; Dothideomycetes; Pleosporales; Pleosporaceae
Source: RefSeq, a predicted model, not a curated record